Molecule: messenger RNA, 2163 nt
Organism: Oryza sativa Japonica Group (Japanese rice)
Lineage: Eukaryota; Viridiplantae; Streptophyta; Magnoliopsida; Poales; Poaceae
Product: butanoate--CoA ligase AAE1
Source: RefSeq, a predicted model, not a curated record
GGCAGCCAUGCACAGACUCCAUGGCUGCCUCUCUCGAGCUCCAGACUCCAGUAGCAGCAGCAGCAGCUCUCCUCCUCUCCACUGCUAGUUCGACGAUAUCGAUGGAGGGCACGGUGCUCUGCUCCGCCAACCACGCGCCGCUCACGCCCAUCAGCUUCCUCGAGCGCACCGCGCUCGUGUACCCCGACCGUCUCGCUAUUGUCGCCUCGGAUGGCAGCGCCGGCGUGGCCGUGUCGCGCACCUGGCGGGACACUCGGGCCCGCUGCCUCCGCCUCGCCGCCGCCCUCACCGGCCUCCUCGGCGUCCAGCGCCACGACGUGGUUGCGGUGUUCGCGCAGAACAUUCCUGCUGUUUGCGAGCUCCACUUCGGCGUCCCCAUGGCCGGCGCCGUCAUCUGCACGCUCAACUCGCGCCUCGACGCCGCCAUGGCGGCCGUCCUGCUGCGCCACUCCGAGGCCAAGGUCGUCUUCGUCGACCGCGCUCUGCUCGGCGUCGCCCAGAAAGCCCUCGUGCUCGUCGCCGAAGCCGGAGCCAGGCGUCCCGUCUUGGUUCUCAUCAGCGAGCUCCUCGACGAAAACGAACGAUCACCUCCUGAUGCCAAGAUCAAGGUCACCCGAGUCGAUUACGAGUACGAGCACCUCCUGAGCGCCGCCGCCGCCGGAUCGUCGCCGGACUUCGCGAUCCGGUGGCCGGCCGACGAGAACGAGCCGAUCGCCCUGAACUACACCUCCGGGACGACGUCGAGGCCCAAGGGCGUGAUCUACAGCCACCGCGGCGCGUACCUGAGCAGCCUCGCCGCCGUGAUCGUGAACGCCAUGGCGGAGACGCCGGUGUACCUGUGGACCGUGCCGAUGUUCCACUGCAACGGGUGGUGCCAGGUGUGGGGCGUGGCGGCGCAGGGCGGCACGAACGUGUGCGUCCGCAGGGUGACCGCGGCGGCCAUCUUCGACAGCGUGGCGCGGCACGGCGUGACGCACAUGGGCGGCGCGCCGACGGUGCUGAGCAUGAUCGUGAACGCGACGGCGGACGAGCGGCGGCGGCAGCCGGGCGGGAGGAGGAGGAGGGUGACGGUGAUGACCGGCGGCGCGCCGCCGCCGCCGCAGGUGCUGUUCCGGAUGGAGGAGCAGGGGUUCCUGGUGAUCCACUCGUACGGGCUGACGGAGACGUACGGGCCGGCGACGGUGUGCACGUGGAAGCCGGAGUGGGACGCGCUGACGGCGGAGGAGCGCGCCCGGAUCAAGUCGCGGCAGGGGCUCCACCACGUCGGGCUGGAGGCGGCGGACGUGAAGGACCCGGCGACGAUGCGGAGCGUGCCGGCGGACGGGCGGACGGUCGGGGAGGUGAUGCUCCGGGGGAACACGGUGAUGAGCGGGUACUACAAGGACGGCGGCGCGACGGCGGAGGCGCUCGCCGGCGGGUGGCUCCGGUCGGGCGACCUGGCGGUGCGGGAGGAGGACGGGUACAUCAAGAUCCUGGACCGGUCCAAGGACAUCAUCAUCUCCGGCGGGGAGAACAUCAGCACGGUCGAGGUGGAGGCGGCGCUGUUCGGGCACCCGGCGGUGGAGGAGGCGGCGGUGGUGGGGCGGCCGGACGAGUACUGGGGCGAGACGCCGUGCGCGUUCGUGAAGCUGAGAGGAGGAGGAGGAGGAGGAGGAGGCGGCGCGGCGGUGGAGGAGGAGCUGAUGGCGUUCUGCCGCGCGCGGCUGCCGCGAUACAUGGCGCCGCGGACGGUGGUGGUGGUGGAGGAGGAGCUUCCGAAGACGGCGACGGGGAAGGUGCAGAAGGUGGCGCUGCGGGAGCGGGCCAAGGCCAUGGGCAGCCUCCCCGCCGCCGCCUCUUCCUCCUCCAGGCGCGCACCCACAGGGACAGCUGGGUCUGGGAGAAGCAAGCUCUGAACCGAGUUUCUCAAUCGUAACUGCUGCUGCGAGAAUGCGACUACGAUGUUGCAACCAGUUAACGCAAUAUUGGCAGUCGAUUCUAAUCAGGGUGGAUGUACAUCCAUUUAUUACAUGACAAAUAAAUAAUUAUGAAAAAAUUUGUCAUAUAUUAUUGACAAGAUCACCUCUACAAACUACUUGUAGUUUAAAUUUGAUUUCUACAUGUUAUAUCAAAUUCAACUGUGAAUAUACGUAUGUGAAUAUACGUAUAAUAAUUAGAGUUAAA